AUGUCGGUUUACAUUCUAUCGUAUGUUAACCAUUUGAUACGGGCUAUUGAUUUCUUGAUCAACCAUGUCUUAUUCCACCACCGUAUGUUCCACCUGCCGGAAAAAUUUGAUUGGAUAUCAUAUAGUGGUGGAGCACUGCUGAACGAAGAGGUAGAAUGUGCCAUUUGCUUGAGCAAAAUUGAGGAUGACGAUGAGAUUAGAGAAUUAAGGUGUGAUCAUCUCUUUCACAGAAACUGCUUAGAUACGUGGCUCUCAUAUGGACAUACAACCUGCCCCUUAUGCCGCCAUAAUCUACUAGUGCCACCCAAGAUUGAAGAGGCUUGUGAAAUCGGCAGCCAGGAAGCGUUGUUUUUGGAUCUUUGUGAAACUGCUCCAAGUAAUGAUGAGAGUAGAUGGUGGCUGAGAUAA
Messenger RNA from Lactuca sativa (garden lettuce), 408 nucleotides. Its product is annotated as RING-H2 finger protein ATL18. NCBI's taxonomy places the organism in Eukaryota, Viridiplantae, Streptophyta, Magnoliopsida, Asterales, Asteraceae. The record is from RefSeq and is a predicted model, not a curated record. Gene Ontology annotation, molecular function: zinc ion binding.